UGUAGUUUCUCGUCGAGAUUAUUUCUGGCACUUCCGUGUCCGGUGAACCAUCUUCACAUUUGGAACAACUUGUCCACUGUACGACACAGACAGAAAGAUGGCUGGGAAACGUGCAGCAUUGAAAGCCAUUGACUGGUUGGCCUUUGCUGAGAGGGUUCCCCCCAACCAGAGGGCCAUGUUCAACAACCUCAAGACGCGCUCAGACGCCAUCGGCGCCAAGCUGGCCUCUCUGCCAGAGAAGCCUGUUACCAUCGACUGGAGCUUCUAUAAGACCAACGUGGCCAGAGCCGGCAUGGUAGCUGAGUUUGAAUCCAAGUUCUCAGCCCUGACCAUCCCUGAGCCCAAGGACACAGCCACAGCCGCCAUCAACACACAGGAGGCCGAGGCGAACAAAGCUGCUGUUGCCUACGUGGAGGCUUCCAAAGCUCGUAUUGGCCAGUAUGAGAAGGAGCUGGAGAAGUUCCAGAACAUGAUUCCCUUCGACCAGAUGACCAUCGAUGAUCUGAACGACACGUUCCCUGAGACCAAGCUGGACAAGGAGAAACACCCGUACUGGCCUCACAAGCCCAUCGCUGAGCUGUAAACUGGCCCCUUCCUAGAUAAUAUCAUACUUUCCUCUGAUGAAAGGUUGUAUAGUGUCCUCUGUAUAAAGUCAAGUCCUGUUUCAUCGACAGACAGUUUGUGAAAUAACUGCUUAUUGUUAUUGAGCGACUGAGAAAGGUCAUCUGGUCCUUUGAAUGGAAAUAAACAUUUAUGGAAAUUGAA
Oncorhynchus masou masou (cherry salmon) is the source of this 765-nucleotide messenger RNA. RefSeq names its product ATP synthase subunit d, mitochondrial-like. Bases 98 to 583 code for a protein of 161 amino acids. NCBI's taxonomy places the organism in Eukaryota, Metazoa, Chordata, Actinopteri, Salmoniformes, Salmonidae. The record is from RefSeq and is a predicted model, not a curated record. Gene Ontology annotation, molecular function: proton-transporting ATP synthase activity, rotational mechanism. The transcript has 6 exons. Gene Ontology annotation, biological process: proton motive force-driven ATP synthesis.